AUGGACAUGCCACAGCUCUUUCCAGCCCUGUCAACAAUGUCGCAGGCAGCACUGCUUGACUUGUUACAGCGCAGCACCUCUCAGGAAACGGAGCAGGGAAGACUUUUUGCCAGUAGAAGCCAGUGGCAUGACUUCCGGUCCGCCCUGAAGCAGAGCCUGUCAAUCCUGGGCAGGCUGCUGUCCCUGUGGAAGACUUCCAUCCAAACUGUGGAGGCCAAGCAUGGCUCAAAUGUGUCACUGACGCUGUACUUCUUGCGAUUUGCUCUGGGAAUAAACGCUGCUCUCUGUCUCUUUUGGCUGGGCGGCACUGUCAUUCCUUUCAUGAUCAGUCCACCACCAACAUUCUCGUGGUCCUACUUCAAAACAUACCGACCACUUGAUCUCCUGCAAGGCUACGGCUUGCACAACACAUUUUUGCUGUAUGGCGGGUAUAAUUAUGGUGACAACAUUGGAGGCAAAGGCGACUUUCGUCUGGACCUGAGCUUCCCACUUGAGAUUGUGGCAGCCUUCUUCUUCAGCCUCGUUAUGCUGCUGACCACCAUCCACAAGAGACUGCAGGGUGCAGGCGAUGGGGCAUUUGUCGGCCAAAACAAGCUCUUCCCAUUCUCCACUGUUGUGUUCACUUCCUGGGACUAUCACCUGACAGAUGCAAAGGCUGCGCGCAACCUGCGCAAUUCCAUCCGCAACCAGCUCGCUGAGAUGGUCUUUGAUGCCCAGCUGGCAGAUGCUUACAUCUCCAAGUCCACAAGGAUCACCUCCAUCAUGCUGAAGGCAAGGCUUGCAUUUGGCCUGGUCAUCGUGUGGCCUGUGAUGGUCGGGGGCACAGCCAUAGCAGUGUAUUUGAUCAUCACAAACCAAGACGCCAUUGCUCGCUACUUGGGGUUUGGGUUUGCCAGCACAGUCAUGCUGUCACUGGUCACUGUCAUCAGCCAGAUGCUCGUGCACAUGACAGUUGUGGCUGAAAACUGGCAUCCCCGCCAGAGGACUAACGUAGAGGCACUCAAGCUUCUGUCUAUCAAGCUGAUCAACACAGCCACUCUAGUUUACCAAUUAUAUAGAAUACAGACCAGUGUCUCAGGGGAGACCACAAGCACUGCAAAGGACGCCAGCACUUUCCAGACGUGCAAUCUUGGCCUAGGGCGAGUGCAGGCAGAUGCUUCCUGCAGCAAAGGCUACCUUUGUUGUGAUGCAAGUUGUGCGGCGGCUGUUGUGCAGCCAACAUUUGAGAGCCAUUGCGUCCCAGGAUGUGCGGAGAACUUGAUUGGUCUAAUCUUCUACAGGCUGGUGUUGACCAACAUGGCAACGCUGAACCUGGUGGACGUUCUGAUGGCGUGCAUGUAUCGCUUGCUUGGAAUGGCUGUGACCUUUGACCCUCCAGCGGUGGUCAUUCAGAUAAUCGAUACCGAGGUGCUCGUCUGGCUAGGCAGCAUGUAUGCGCCUCUGUUGCCAUUCUUUGGCCUGGUGUCCAACAUCGUCCUGUUCAACACAAAGAAGUUCCUGUCGCUGUACCUGUACACACCGCCAAAGGAGCGCUACUCAGCCUCGCGCACAAAUGUGCUGGUCUACACCCUCAUGCUGGGUAUCUUGACAGCUUGCAGCGUUCCCAUGGUUUUCAACCUUCAGUAUGGGCGCAAAUACUGCGGCCCUCACCAGGGCAUAAGCCAGACCAGUGCACUCAGCACUGCAGUCAGUCACGGACCUAGGGUGCUCAACAAUAUUCUCACGUGGGCUAUCUCUCCAUUUGUGCUGGGGGGUCUGUGUGUUGUGUUGGGCUUCUUUCUUUUAGUGACUCAGGGACAGCGCUCCCACUUCAAAAAAGACAAGGAGCACCUCCGUUUGGAGUUUGAGCAGUAUCGUCACCAGAUGCAAGCAAAGGUGCUCAUUGCAAGGAAGCUUAAAGGCAGGUCCUUGUCAAUAGUAUCUCAGACUAGCUCAGAAGGAUCGAAAGACAUGCGGAUCACCGCCGCAGUUUAUGUUGGAGCGUUCAGGGCCAUCACGGCCUGUGUCCCAUUUGGCCAGCAGUUCAAGUGAUGCUGCGCAUCUCAACAAAGCAUCCAAGCAACCACAUGUCUAGAACAGUGAUUGUAAGGCUUGGCAAGUU
Coccomyxa subellipsoidea C-169 is the source of this 2101-nucleotide messenger RNA. RefSeq lists its product as hypothetical. The record is from RefSeq and is a predicted model, not a curated record. Gene Ontology annotation, cellular component: plasma membrane. Bases 1 to 2031 code for a protein of 676 amino acids. The transcript is spliced from 13 exons. Lineage: Eukaryota; Viridiplantae; Chlorophyta; Trebouxiophyceae; Coccomyxaceae.